This is a messenger RNA of Phytophthora sojae, 2359 nucleotides long. RefSeq lists its product as hypothetical. The transcript has a single exon. NCBI's taxonomy places the organism in Eukaryota, Oomycota, Peronosporomycetes, Peronosporales, Peronosporaceae. Gene Ontology annotation, molecular function: protein binding; RNA polymerase II general transcription initiation factor activity. The record is from RefSeq and is a predicted model, not a curated record. Gene Ontology annotation, cellular component: transcription factor TFIID complex. Gene Ontology annotation, biological process: transcription initiation at RNA polymerase II promoter. Bases 36 to 1994 code for a protein of 652 amino acids.
UGCGCGAGGUGCUGCACAGCAAGUUCAACGUGGAGAUGAGUUUGCUGUCGUUCGAGCUGCUCAAUACAUUUCUGAGCCAGGAGCGGCUUUUCCUGCUGCUCUCGAUUGUCAACGAGCGCGUAAACCUCGUGGUGACGUCGAACCAGCCAGGCAUUCAGAUCCAGCAGCUACAGGAUGCUGUUACACCGGGCGACUUAGGGGUACUAAACAAUUUGGAGCCGAAGGACGACGCAGCUAGCGGAUACAAGACGUCAGAUGAACUUGCACAGGCUGUUGCUGCGUCCGAGAAUCCCAGCGAGAGCGAGAUUGCCAUGCCGCUGACGACGGGCGCGUAUGAUGUAGACUAUAUGGUGCGUGCUACUGGCAGCAACGCGGUGGGCUCAGCAGGUAGCGGUGGCUACACUGUGCACGAUCUAAACGCCAUCCCUGUGACCUGGGGUGUUCUACCCGAGCGUAAAGUGCAUGAUCCAUCAGCUGAGGAAGGAGAAGGUGGCGCUGAAGCAGGGAAGGAAGGUGGAACUGGUACUUCCAACGGAGUAGCGGGUGGUAACUCCGCUGGAGGGGCCGGUGAUGCUAGUGGAGCAGCCGAUGGUGACAAGAAGUCCGGUGCGGACAGCUCGAAAGCUGGCGAUAAAGGCAAGGCAGCCGCAUCCUCUGCUGAUGCGCAGCGCAAACACAAGCGUGUAAAGUUGUCGAGUGAUGGCACCGCAGGCAAGAAGAAGGAGUUGCUGGAAGAAACGGGUCCUCUACCGGAUCGAAAAAAUGCGUUCAACGCGGAUGUAUUGGAGAAACUCGUGCUGCGCGUACCCGCAAACAUGAAGGAGCACAUCCUGGAGGACAUUCGGGUUCGCGCACCAGUCAGCCGAGGCGCGCUCCCAUCAGCCUUGUGCUUUACCCUGCUCAAUUCAGCAACACACAUCAACAACAUGUGCUUCAGCGAUGAUGUGACGAUGGUAGGCGCCGCCUGUGACGAUGCCUCCUUCCGUGUUUGGCGCAACGACGACCAGCCUCUUGGAACAGCCACGGGGUCCGCGUAUCAUGGCAACGCGGGACCAUCAUACACGGAGGCCGAGGAAGAAGAGAAGAUGGCUGUGCUUCGAGGCCACUCGAGCGCUGUGUAUGGUGCUAGUUUUUCUCCUGACAAUCGAUUCGCACUAACGGCGUCAGCUGACUCGACAGUUCGGCUGUGGAGUCUGGCAGCGAAGAGCAACCUGGUCGUGUAUCGCUCGCAUCAAGGCGCCCCCGUGUGGGAUGUAACUUUCGCGCCGCUCGGAUAUUACUUUGCGACUUGCUCCAUGGACCGGACCGCGCGGCUUUGGAGUACGGAUCACAUGACGCCACUUCGCGUUUUCGCUGGCCAUUUGUCGGAUGUGGACUGCGUUCGAUUCCACCCGAACCACAACUACCUGGCGACGGGCUCCAGCGACAAGACUGUUCGGCUGUGGGACGUGCAGUCGGGCAAGUGCGUCCGUGUGUUCACGGGCCACUUCCGUGGCGUGCAGUGCCUUGCGUUCUCGCGCAAUGGCCGCUACCUCGCCAGUUCAGGAGAAGACCAGUACAUCAACAUUUGGGAUCUGCAGGCCGGCAAGCGUCUGGAGACCCUCAUGGGCCACAAGGCCAUGGUCACGUCGUUGGACUUCAGCCAGGAGAGUACUAUAUUAGCAAGUGGUGGCAUGGACUCGACGGUGCGUCUCUGGGAUAUGAAGGCGCUCACCGAGCAGCCCUCGACCUACUCGGCGCUGUCUGGUGCGAUGGCCGACUUGCACGUCAGUUCCUCUGACGUCAGCGUGGCAAAUGACUCGCAGCUUCCUGGCCGGAGUCGCUUCGUGAAGCCUGUGCCCAUGGUGCGGCCAGGCGCAGUGCAGGAGCUGCCGUCCUCGCGCUUCCUGCUCAAGACGCUGCGCUCGAAGCAGACGCCCAUGUACCGCGUGCACUUCACGCCGCGCAACCUGCUGCUUGCUGGCGGCAUCUUCCACCCGAAAAUGGAGACAUAGCGAGCUUUAGCGCAGGACCCACCACACGCCACGACGGUCUUUUUGAGGAAUAAUGUUUAACGCGAACUCGCCACACCUCGCUCCUCACCUUGACAUGCAUUGAAAAGGAUUUCUAUGUACUUACAGCUACCUACUCACUUCCGAAGGGCGAGCGCUACAGUGAGCGCAGUCGCCACCAGCGCGAGUCCCGCCGUGACGCUCUGGGUGAUCUGCAGCUGGCGCUCGAGCGCGUCCACGCGCUCCAGCACGCCCCCCAUGGAGCGCGAGGCGUACUUGCCCAGCACGUCGGGCUCGAGGUUGACGAGGUCGCCAACCUUCUUGAGCGGCAGGAUGAUGUGGUUCUGCGUGUGCGAGAUGAGCAUGAU